AUGAACGAAGGAAGCUAUGAUAACUUCGAAUACUUGAACUUGCUGGCGAAGAACCUGAGCGUUGGUUGCCGAGAUAGCAGGAAAGAGACAGAUAAAAUAGAACUGUUAUUGAAACGGUUAUCUAAACAAUCUGUAGUUUCAUAUGAAGAGUUCAGCCAAAGACCUAGUGAAGAGACCCUAGAUGCGUAUAAAAAAUUAUCAGAACCCACCACAACAGAGCAGUUGAUAAGAGAGAAUUACCAAUUGAUGUAUGAAAUUGAGCAACAGGAGUACAUCAAUAAGAGAAUCAUCGCUCUUGUAAAUAGCAUAAAUGAGCAUCUAAUAUCCAUCAGAAACUUCAUCAUAGAGCAGAAACUGGCUAGAGAUCAAAAUAACGAGAUAUACAUGCAUGAGAACUUCACAGUACGAGAAAACCUACUCAAGAAUAGUACAGAACUACUGAAAGCUAGGGAACAAUGCUCUCGAACCAAUACAGAGGUGGUGGUGGAGAAAUUCAAAAAGCUAUAUGCUGAGAUAGAUUGGGAUACACUACCUAGUAAUCUACCUGAUAUCAUACAGGUGAAGGAGAAAAUCAAACAUAUCAAGGAAACGUAUAAACUUGAUUUAUAG
This is a messenger RNA of Nakaseomyces glabratus, 609 nucleotides long. It is a transcript of the gene FAR3, whose product is annotated as Far3p. Lineage: Eukaryota; Fungi; Ascomycota; Saccharomycetes; Saccharomycetales; Saccharomycetaceae. The record is from RefSeq and is a predicted model, not a curated record.